Molecule: messenger RNA, 2671 nt
Organism: Nothobranchius furzeri (turquoise killifish)
Lineage: Eukaryota; Metazoa; Chordata; Actinopteri; Cyprinodontiformes; Nothobranchiidae
Source: RefSeq, a predicted model, not a curated record
GCGCCAUCGUCAGUGAAUGAAAGCCUCCAUUUUAGAGCGCUGCAGCGGAGAAAAGCAGCAGAGAUGGCAGACUAUAGCAGCGUGGCUCCUCCGUCUUCUAACGCUGGUGGUGGGAUGAACGAUGCUUUUAAAGACGCUCUGCAGCGAGCACGACAGAUUGCAGCGAAGAUCGGCGGAGAUGGUGUCGCGGCACCCCCAACGAACGAAUUUGGCUACGGAGGCCAGAAAAGGCCCCUGGAGGACGCUGGUGGGUAUUUUCCCAUGCCUAACCUGAAUAUCGAUCAACCAGAAACAAAGAAAGUAGCUACAAAUGAUGCCUUUUCUGCAAUGGUAGCAAUGGGUUGCCCCCCGCGGUCAACAUCAGAGGAAUUCAAGGUUCCCGAUGGAAUGGUUGGAUUCAUUAUUGGGAGAGGAGGCGAGCAAAUAUCACGCAUCCAGCAGGAGUCUGGGUGUAAAAUACAGAUCGCACCUGACAGUGGAGGGAUGCCAGAUAGGUCAGUGACAUUGACAGGACCACCAGAAUCAAUUCAGGCUGCAAAAAGGUUACUGUCGGAUAUAGUUGAGAAGGGCCGUCCAGCUCCAUCGUUUCACCACAACGAUGGUCCCGGGAUGACGGUUCAGGAGAUCAUGGUGCCCUCUACCAAAGCGGGUCUCGUCAUCGGAAAGGGAGGAGAAACCAUCAAGAGCCUCCAGGAACGAGCUGGCGUGAAGAUGGUCAUGAUCCAAGAUGGACCUCAGAAUACAGGAGCAGACAAGCCACUCCGCAUUUCAGGAGAUCCUUUUAAAGUUCAACAAGCCAAAGAGAUGGUGAUGGAGCUGAUCAGAGAGCAAGGCUUCAGGGAGCAGAGGGGCGAGUACGGUUCAAGGAUGGGAGGAGGAGACAGCCUGGACGUUCCAGUCCCACGAUUUGCUGUGGGAAUAGUUAUUGGCAGAAAUGGAGAGAUGAUCAAGAAGAUACAGAAUGACACAGGCGUCAGAAUUCAGUUCAAACCAGAUGAUGGCACUACACCUGAGAGGAUAGCACAGAUCAUGGGUCCCCCAGACCAGGCUCAGCAUGCAGCAGAGAUCAUUUCUGACCUGUUGAGGAGCGUUCAAGCUGGGGGACCUCCUGGACACGGAGGGGGCAGAGGACGUGGCCGUGGGCAGGGUAACUGGAACAUGGGCCCUCCUGGUGGCCUGCAGGAGUUUAGCUUCACAGUCCCUACCAUGAAGACCGGCCUAAUCAUCGGAAAAGGCGGAGAGACAAUCAAAGGCAUCAGUCAGCAGUCUGGAGCCAGAAUCGAGCUGCAGAGGAAUGCUCCACCCAAUUCUGACCCCAACCUUAAGAUGUUCACUGUCAGAGGCUCCCCUCAACAGAUUGACUAUGCCAGGCAGCUAGUGGAGGAGAAAAUUGGGGGCCCAGUUACUCCAAUGGGUGGCCCGCACGGUCCUCCAGGUCCGCAUGGUGGUCCGGGUCCGCAUGGUCCUCCGGGACCACCUGGACCUCCAGGGGCUCCAAUGGGACCGUACAACCCUGGACCAUAUAACCAGGGACCUCCUGGACCUCAUGGUCCUCCUGCUCCUUAUCAGCCUCAGGGAUGGGGCAACGGGUACCCCCACUGGCAGCAGGGACAGCCUGAUCCGAAUAAAGCAGCAGCCGACGCCAACGCAGCAGCGUGGGCGGCGUACUACGCUCAGUACGGCCAGCAGCCUCAGCCCUCCAUGGCGCCAGCUGGCGGAGCUCCAGGCACGUCUCAGCCUAACGGCCAAGGUGACCCACAGGCUCCAGGUCAGAGUGGACAGACAGAUUACACCAAAGCCUGGGAGGAAUAUUACAAGAAAAUGGGUCAACAGAAUCAGCCUCCUCAGGACUACACAAAAGCCUGGGAGGAGUAUUACAAGAAGCAAGACGCAGCGUCCCAGAUGCAAGGAGACGGCAACCCUUCAGGCCAAGCCGCGCCUCAGGCCGCUCCGGCUGCAGCCGCGCCGACCUCUCAGCCAGGAGCCCAGCCAGACUACAGCGCCGCCUGGGCCGAGUACUACCGGCAGCAGGCGGCUUACUACGGCACACCCAACCCCCAGGCCAUGGGUGGAGCACCACAAGCCCCUCAGGUACGCCCCUGAUCAGCUUCCACCCGCUACAUUCACUCAGUCAUUUUGUACCAUAACCACCUUCCUUCCUCAGGGUUCUGCAGGGAACCAGUGGCACCAGCAGCCUUAACCAAACUACUUCCUCCCCCUUUUUUAGCUUUUAUUUUGGGAAGCUGAGUUCACUGUUUCUGCUGUUAACAUGCGAUGUAUCUUCUAUGUAUUUCCUCUGCACAGGGCCAGUAAUGUGAAGUGGACAUAAAGUAAAUGCUACAUUGUCGAAACAAAAUCCUUUGUUAAAUGUUUGGAUGCAGACGCCUUGAUGAAGAUCUUAAAUUUCCUUGGUUUGAAAGUGUUUCACACAGAUGGCAGAUUACCCGGCGAACACGUCCUCUGAUUCUUUUGUUUUUCUGUUUAUUGUUUUUUUUUUUUUGUAAAUGCAAUGUUUUUAGUAAGGUAAUUAUACAUAUGGUCAUUCCAGCCCUGUAUCUACAUUAAAUGUGGUUCAAAGUCAUGUUUAAUAAACUGUAGACAUUACCAUGUAAAUCAUCUCGGUUUUAAAAAUGCCUGUUGUGUUUUUGCAAUAAAACAAACUGAAACCUCC